CAUAUCCACCACGAAGCUAUCAGUGUUCCAUCGCAAAUCAAUCCUUUCAUCAAUGACGAAACAUGCCGACAAUUCUCUGCCACCCUUAUCAAAGUCAUAGCCGAGGAUAUAACACCGUGCGACUGCAGGCUAGCAGCAAAUGAGUGGGAAGGUGAUGAGUAUCCGAUCUUCGAGGCUAUCCCUGUUGGCCAACGAGGGUCGAAGGAACUACAUGUGUCUCUCGCCGAACCGAGCUGGUUCAACCGGGCGAGGCUAUGGUGUCAGGCGUUGCUAGUGUUGUCAUACUUUUUAGUGGCUGGGCAAGAGUAA
Molecule: messenger RNA, 309 nt
Organism: Suillus discolor
Lineage: Eukaryota; Fungi; Basidiomycota; Agaricomycetes; Boletales; Suillaceae
Exons: 1
Source: RefSeq, a predicted model, not a curated record